UUUCACAGUACAAAGUGAUGAUAAUAGAUUUGAUUUGUGUGGCAUGUGAAAUUGUGUGUUUACAAUUUCUAUUUAUUUUACUUCAUUUGUUUUUCUUUUAUUUGUAGUAUUAAGAAUGUCUAGUAAGGCAGCCGCAAAAGCUAUACAUUUCGCAGGGGAUUUACCAAAUUUACAGAAUUUGAUCAAGAGAGAUCCAAUUUCUUAUAAAGAUGAGUUUCUGAAGCAGUUGCAGUACUAUCACAACUUGAUGCAGACUUUUCAACUCCAGCCUGCUAAAUUUAAUGAGAGGCUGGAUGAAAUGAUCAAUUUUUUAGCACAGGUAAGUCACUGCUACAAAGAAGAAACAAUGAACCUGCCUGGACAGUUCAGUGACCUACUGAAAAAUCACAGCACAAUCCUGGACAGAACAAUGAGAAUGACUUUGGUGAAAGCUAUUAUUAUGCUAAGAAAUAAAGAACUUAUUUCUGCAACUCAAGUUCUACAACUCUUUUUCAAACUGCUGCGGUGUGAGGACAAGCUCUUGAGAAAGACAAUUUACAUGUAUGUUGUAAAUGACAUCAAGAACAUCAACUCCAAACACAAAAAUGCUAAGCUCAACUCUGCCCUACAGACGUACAUGUUCUCUAUGUUACAAGAGAACAACGCAGUGACGGUGAAGACUGCAUUGGACGUCAUGACUGAGUUAUACCGUAGGAACAUUUGGAAUGACGCCAAGACAGUCAAUGUUAUAUCCACAGCUUGUUUCUCUAAGAUAACAAAAGUCAUGGUGGCUGCUAUGAAGUUUUUCCUAGGUAAAGACGAACUAGAACAGAAAGAUGACAGUGACUCAGAUAAAGAUGAUGACCCCAAGAAGACGACCAAAGAACUGGUGCUGGGUCACAGAGUAGCCAAAAAGACCAAAAAGAGAAAAAAGAAACUUGAAAGAGCCCUGCAAGCCGUCAACAAACACCAGAAGAAGAAGUCUGCGCCCGAGGCCUUCAAUAACUCGGCGCUUCAUUUGCUUUUUGAUCCGCAAGACUUCUGUGAAAAGCUGUUCCGUCAGUUGGAGAAGACAACCGAGAGAUUUGAAGUCAAGCUGAUGAUGAUUGAUUUGAUCUCCAGGUUGAUUGGUGUCCACAAACUCAUCCUGCUGAACUACUAUCCCUUUAUGAAACGUUUUAUACAGCCCCAUCAGAGAGAGGUAACACGUUUGCUGUUGUAUCUAGCCCAAGGCAGCCAUGACCUUGUUCCCCCUGACGCGAUGGAAGAAGUUCUCAUGACCAUAGCUAACAACUUUAUUGCAGAACGCAACUCAAGUGAAGUGAUGGCUGUUGGUUUAAAUGCAGUCAGAGAGAUCUGCUCACGCUGCCCGCUGGCCAUGUCAGAGGAUUUGUUGCGUGACUUAGUUCAAUAUAAGCUACACAGAGACAAGGCUGUAAUGAUGGCAGCCAGAUCUCUGAUUCAACUGUUUCGACACACAAAUCCAGAACUAUUGCACAGAAAAGACAGAGGUCGACCAACAGAAGCCCAGCAGGAACUGAAAGUGAUGAAGUAUGGCGCACUGGAUGCUAAAACUUUUGUUCCAGGAGCAGAAGCCAUCCCUGAGAAAGAGGAAAAACAACAGGAAGUAGAGAAAGAUCAAGGUGAGUGGGAGUCUUGUAGUGAGGAGGAAAAUGACAGCGAUGGUGAAUGGGUGGAUGUCUAUCAUUCCUCAGAUGAAGAAAAGGAAAAAACCGAGACGAGCUUCACACCAGCAGAACUGGAAGAAAAGCAGAAACUGGCUGAAGAAAUUUCCUCCACCAGAAUAUUAACUGAUGAGGACUAUAAGAUGAUUAACGCCAGACAAAUAAGCAAAGACAUAACAUCAGCUAAAGCUGCUCGUGCCAGGAAGAGAAAGCUACAGGAGGCUUUUGAAAAUGAAAGAAACAAUGAUAACCUUCCAAAACUUGGUGACAUUGAGAUGGUGCACAAGAAGAAAGCUCAUGAUAAAGAAUCCAGACUGGCUACUGUCUUGGCUGGCCGAGAAGGAAGAGAAAAGUUUGCUCAUGGCCCUCAGAAGAUGAAUCCGUUUGCCAGCACCACUAACAAGGAGAAGGCAAAGAAGAAAGCGUUCACAAUGGUCAAGCAUAAAAUAAGGAGAAAAAAAACGAAAAGAUCUUUUAAGGACAAACAGAUUUCUUUAAGAAAUUCAUUGAUCAAGAAAAUGAAGAAUUCAAGAAAAUAAAAACAGAAUGUUCAUGUUUGUGAUCUUGUAUAUAUAUAAGGAUUUUAAUGAAAUAUAUUUUGAAUAAAAUAUAUGGCUAACAUUGAAA
Biomphalaria glabrata is the source of this 2291-nucleotide messenger RNA. RefSeq names its product protein SDA1 homolog. Gene Ontology annotation, cellular component: nucleolus. Bases 116 to 2203 code for a protein of 695 amino acids. The record is from RefSeq and is a predicted model, not a curated record. The transcript has 13 exons. Gene Ontology annotation, biological process: ribosomal large subunit biogenesis; ribosomal large subunit export from nucleus. Lineage: Eukaryota; Metazoa; Mollusca; Gastropoda; Planorbidae.